This is a messenger RNA of Papaver somniferum (opium poppy), 1545 nucleotides long. Its product is annotated as putative disease resistance protein RGA3. The record is from RefSeq and is a predicted model, not a curated record. Lineage: Eukaryota; Viridiplantae; Streptophyta; Magnoliopsida; Ranunculales; Papaveraceae. Gene Ontology annotation, molecular function: ADP binding. The transcript has a single exon. Gene Ontology annotation, biological process: defense response to other organism. Bases 1 to 1545 code for a protein of 514 amino acids.
AUGGCUGAAGUUCUUAUUAUUGCUGCGAGUGAGUCCUUAAUGAACAGGUUGGUUUCUAUUACCUCCGAUGGGAUAUAUCUUGUUGGGAGUGUCAAAGAUGAAAUGCUAAAACUCCAAGGAACUUUACUCGGUAUUCAAGGUGUAUUAAGUGAUGCAGAGAAAAAACAAGUAGAGAAAGAUGCAGUGAAGAUUUGGCUUCGAGAACUUAAAGACAUAAUCUAUGAAGCUGAAGACAUAUUGGAUGGAUUCGCUUAUGAAACUGUGAGGCGUAGAAUGCUUAUUCAAGGUAGCAAACGGAACAGGGUAAAGAACUUCUUCUCUCCCUCGAAUACACUUGCAUUUCGUGUCAAAAUGGCUCGUAAAGUUAAAGAUCUUAACCAAAUGUUGGAUAAAGUGGCAAAAGAAAAAGACAUGUUCUGUUUCGAUGUCAGCACUCGGAGAAAUACUACAAGUAAUGAUAAUGUUAUCAGAAUCGGAGGAACUUCAUCCCUUGUAGGUGACUCAAAUCUUAUCGGAAGGGAAAACGAUAAGUCAAAGAUAAUAGAUGUAUUAACCAAUAUCUCUAACAGUGAACAGAUUUACCGUAUACUUCUCAUCGUUGGCAUGGGGGGAAUUGGCAAGACCAAACUUGUUCAAAGUGUCUAUGGUGAUAACGUUGUCAUACGUCAUUUCGAGAAAAGACUGUGGGUAUGCAUAUCUCAAAAUUCUAAUCUGAAGCAGAUUUUUGGACAGUUAUUAGAAUCCAUUACCGGAACGAAGAAAGAUAUUUCAAACUUGGAUGUCAUGGUGAAUAGCCUCAAAGAAAACCUUCAAAAUAAGAGAUAUCUGAUAGUUCUUGAGGAGAUGUGGAACAACAAGCACAAUGAGUGGGACGAUAUGCUGAAAACUUUGUUGCCCAUUGGGGCUCAUGGAAGCAAGGUAAUCGUGACAACACGAAGUAAUGAAGUUGCUUUAGUGACAAGGUCUGUAUACAGAUAUAGUUUUAACCGGUUGUCCGACCAAGAAUGUUGGAGGCUCUUCGAGAAAAUUGCUUUUGGGUCUGGAGGAGUAGAGAAGACGGAAAAAUUAAUCAAGAUCGGAAAGAACAUUGCGAAAAAGUGUGGAGGAUUGCCAUUAGCAACAAAGCUUCUUGGGGGUAUGAUGUACUCCAAAAGGGGUGAGAAUGAGUGGCUGUCAGUUGAAAAUAACAACAUAUGGAAUCAUCCCGAAGGCGAAGAAAAGAUUAUAAAGAUACUGAAGCUAAGGUAUGAUCACCUGGAGCCACAUUUAAAACAAUGUUUUGCACACUGUUCUCUAUUCCCGAAAGAUCACAUUUUCAAAAGAAAGAAAGUAAUUCAGCUGUGGAUGGCCGAAGGGUUCCUCCUUAGUCCCAGUAAAGAAAGCGCAGAAAUGGAGAAGAUCGGUAAUGAAUAUUUUAACACUUUGCUGAGAUAUUCAUUCUUCCAAGAUGAGCAGAAAAAUGAGUUGGGAGGUGUCAAGUCGUGUAAGAUGCAUGAUCUUGUGCAUGACCUUGCACAAUCCGUUCUAGAACUGAAUGCUCGAUGA